AUGUGCUGCCGCUGGGUCGAGUCCCGGACGCGGUGUUCGCAAUCGCAGCAAGGACACCACCCACCGUGGCACCGCGCGUGUUCCUCCCCUGACCUCUCCUGGGGCGCCCACGUGCCGUUCUCCGAGCAGGACGGGCGCACGGCGCUGCACGUCGCAGCCGCACAGUCCAGGGACGAGAUGGUGAAGUGUCUGCUGCUCAAGAAAGCCGACCCCAAUCUCACUGGAGGGCCCAGCGAGCAGCUGCCCCUGCACAUGGCGGCCUCCAGACCCUCGGGUGCCAUCGCCAUCGUGCAGAUGCUGCUCAAGUCGAUGGGCAGGGACGCGCGCCUCGCUCACGACGAGGAGGGGCGACUGCCGCUGCUGCUCGCGGUGGAGGCCGGCAACCUGGCCGUGUGCAGGGAGCUGCUCGCCUCCGCGACCGACGCGCAGGUCACAGCCUGCUGGAAGGGGAGCGGAGACACUGCCCUGCACGUCGCUUGCAAGAGGAGGGAUCACGAGGUGGCGCGGCUCCUCGUCGAAGCAGGCGCCCAGACCGACGUCCAGAACGACGAGGGCUUCACUCCGUUGCACGUCUCUGCCUGGGAGGGCGAUGAGGCAAUGCUGAAGUUGUUCUACAACAUCACCAGCGCUGACCCCAACAUCACCGACAAGCUGGACCGCUCACCGCUGCACAUCGCCGCCGAGCGCGGCCACACGAGCGUGGUGGAGGUGCUGACUGACAAAUUCAAAUCGGACGUCAUGGCCAGGACCAAGGACGGCAGCACCCUGAUGCACAUCGCCUCGCAGUGCGGCCACCCCGACACGGCGCUCGCCUUCCUCAAGAAGGGGGUCCCCCUGCAGAUGCCCAACAAGAAGGGCGCCCCGCCGGACGCCCGCGCCAAGGACGGCCACACGGCGCUGCACGCCGCCACGCUCCACUGCCGCCCCCUCGCCGUGCAGGCGCUGCUCGGGUUCGGGGCACAGGUGCAGCUCACGGGGGGGCCGGCGCAGGAGACGCCGCUGCACAUCGCGGCCCGGGUGCCCGAGGGGGAGAAGGUGGCCGAGAUGCUGCUCAAGAGCGGCGCCAACGUCAACGCCGUUCAGAAGGACGGGCAGACGGCUUUGCACGUGUCCGCCCGGCACGGACACCUCAAGAUGCUGCAGGCUCUGCUGGAGGAGGGAGGAGACCUCACCUGCCUCUCGAAGGCCGGUGAGGGAGUCCUCCACGUGGCGGUGCGUCACGGCCACGUGGCCCUGGUGCGCGAGAUCCUGCGAGUCUUCUCCGCCGAUCCGCGCCGAUUCCAAGCCACGGCGCUCGUCAACCAGGCCAACGAGGAGGGAGAGACGCCGCUGCACUUCGCUGUCGAGCUGCCGGGGCCGGCGGGUGGCGGGGAGGUCGCACGCCUCCUCCUGCAGCACGUCGCAGACCCCGCCGCACACACGCACCUGACUGGGGAGACGCCGAUGCACUACGGCGCUCGAGCCGGCAGGGUGGCCGCUCUGACGGAGAUCCUGAACCACGUCGGUCCAAACGGCGCCCAGAGGGCCCUCAACCGGCAGGCCAAGAACGGAUGGACACCUCUCAUGGUGGCCGUCGAGGAGGGGCGCCUGGAGGUCGUGAAUCUUCUGCUGGAGAACCACGCGAGAGUGGACGUCUUCGACGAGCACGGCAAGGCGGCGCUGCACCUGGCGGCGGAGUCGGGCCGCGACGGCGUGGCGGGGGAGCUGCUGCGGCGCGGCGCCUUCGCCAACGCCAAGAGCAAGCUGGGCCACACGCCGUUGCACGCGGCCGCGGGAGCGGGCCACGCGGCCCUCGUGCUGCUGCUCGCGCGGACGCACGGCGCCGCCGUGGACGCGCUCACGCUGCGGAGGAGGACGCCGCUGCACCUGGCCGCGUCGAGCGGGCAGCUGGACGUGUGCAGGACCCUGCUGCAGCUGAAGGCCGACGUGAACGCCGCCGACGACGGUGGGCAGACAGCGCUGCACCUUGCCGCUGACAACGGCCACCCGUCGGUGGUGGCGCUGUUCGUGGAGCGGCACCCCGCGCUGGUGGCCGUGGCGGACGGGCGAGGCCGCACGUGCGCGCACAUCGCGGCCGCCAGGGGCAGCGCCCCCGUGCUGCGCCAGCUGCUGCGGCACCACCGCCCCGGAGUGACGGCCGUGCGGAGCCAGGCGAGCGGGUCGACCCCCCUCCAGCUGGCCGCCGCCGGGGGCCACGCCGAGGCCGUGAGAAUCCUCCUGGAGGCCGGAGCCUCCCCCGCUGCUGAAGACUCCGAGGGCAUGGCGGCCAUUCACCUCGCAGCAAAGCACGGGCACACCGGCGUGCUGGAAGCUCUGAAGCAAAGAUUUCCGUUCAAUGUGACCAGCACCAAGACCGGCUUCACGGCGCUCCACGUCGCCGCGCGCUUUGGGCAGGUCGACUUUGCUCGGGAGAUGCUGGCGAGCGUCCCGGCCGCCACGGAGAGCGCGCGCCCGAGCCCCGUCAACGUCGCCGCCGGCAGAGACGCAGUUCCAGAGAGCGGCCUCACUCCGCUUCACCUGGCGGCUCAGGCCGGCCACGAGGGCCUCGUGCGGCUCCUGCUCAACCACCCGAGCACGCCGGAGGACUUGCAGGCCGGCCCGCAGGCAGGUCCUGCCACAACAGCGCUCACGACAACGAUGAAGGCCACGACGCCGCUGCACCUCGCCUGCCAGGGCGGCCACGCGGCCGUGGCGGGGCUGCUGCUGAGCCGCGCUGCGCUGCCGCUGCUGCGCACGCCCGACCAGCGUGGACACUCGUGCCUGCACCUCGCCGCCACCGCCGGCCACGUGGAGACGCUGAGGCUCCUGCUGGGCCAGGGCGCCGACAUCAAUGCCACCGACAAGAGCGGCUGCACCCCGCUGCACGUGGCCGCCCGAGCCGGCCGCCUCCCCGCGGUGCGCGCGUUGCUGGAGAGCGGUGCGGCCGGCUCGGCCGAGUGUCGUGACGGCCACACGGCCCUCGAGCACGCGGCCGGCGGGGGCCACCGCCAUGUGCUGGCGUUUCUGCUGCGCCACUCGACCCCCGCCACCCAGCGCCUCAUCCACAACCGCAGGUUCGUGUACGACCUGGUGGUGUGCGGGCAGCAGUGCGAGUUCCGCGUCAUCGACGACUUCGUGCUGCUGGCGCCCGCGCCACUGGAGGCGGCGGUGAAGCUGACGCGGGCGCUCGGCGCGGCCGCCCUGCGCGAGAAGGAGCGCUCCGUCGACCUCGAGCUGGCAGCGCGCCACUGCCAGGCACUGGCCACGGACCUGCUGUCGCUUGCCGUGGGUUCGCAGAGCGCCGGCGCCGCCGCGCUGCUGCAGGCCGUGGACGAGCGCGGCCUCUCGCUGCUCGACGUCCUCAUCGAGUGCCACCAGCGGGAGGUGGCGGCGCACCCCGCCGUGCAGCACCACCUGAGCGACGUGUGGCGGGGAGGCCUCCGCUGGCCCUCCUGGUGCCUCGCGCUGCUCCUACUCGGAUUCCUCGUCUGCCCACCCCUCUGGGUCGCUUUCUCGCUUCCUCUCGGCCACAGGUUUACUCGGAUCCCGAUCAUCAAGUUCCUGUGCCACCUUGCGUCGCACCUGUUCCUGCUGUCGCUGUUCGUGCUCACGGUGGUGUGGCCUCCUGUGACGCCCAUCGCCGAGGGCCACCUGCUGCCCUCGUGGAACGAGUGGCUCCUGUUCACCUGGCUGCUGGGCCUGCUGCUCGCCGAGUUGCGUCAGGGCCGGCUCGUCGGCCGAGGCAGCGGAGGGUCGCGGUUCGGCCUCGCCUGGAUCCGGCUGCUGGUGCUCGGCUUGUCGGGCUUGGCUCUGCUGUGCCACCUGUCUGCGCUCGCCUUCCCGGCGGGCUCGCACGCUCUGCUCGAGUGCCUCUGCGCACGCAACGUCCUGCUGGCCAAGGCGCUGGCCUUCUGCUGCGUGCAGCUGCUCGACUUCCUCUCCUUCCACCACCUCUUCGGUCCGUGGGCCAUCAUCAUCAGCGACCUCAUGAAGGACCUCGCCAGGUUCGGCAUGGUGCUGGGGAUCUUCCACGUGGCGUUCACGCUGCACCUCACGGCGCUGUGCCAGCCCGUGUACCCGCAGGACGACCCGGUGGGCAACUCGUCGAUGGCGGCGGCGGCGGCGUGGGACCCGACCACGGCGGCGCAGACGACCCUGGACGUCACCGUGCUUCUCUUCUUUUCCCUCUUCGGCAUGGGCGACCAAAACUCCCUGCCGGACGUGAGCCGCUCGCCGUCCAUCGUGUCCACCCUCGUCAACGCCACGUUCGGGGUCUAUCUCAUCGUCACGCUCAUCGUGCUCAUCAACCUGCUCAUCGCCAUGAUGAGCGACACGUACCAGCGCAUCCAGGCGCAGUCCGACACGCAGUGGAAGUUCGGCCGCGCCGUCCUCGUGAGGGAGGCGACGCGUCGCACGUCGCCGCCGGCUCCCCUCAAUGUCGUCACGCAGCUGCUGCGGCAGCUCCGGCGCUGCGCUUGCAGGAAGGGCACUGUCGACUUGCCGAGUGAAUCCCUGGCAGACGGGGGGGAGGAGGUGGACCGACUGUCCAACUCACACUCGAUCGACAUCCCCGUGCACUCCACCGCCAGCUGGCUCCACUGCUUCGCCCGCCGCAGGCCCAAAGUGUCCCCUGCGGAGUCUCGGCGUGUCGGGGAACGCGUCCGUCCAUGCCGAAUCGAGGAUGUGCUGGACUGGAGAGCGGUGGCGCAGCGGUACCGUGCCAUGAAGGGCACGCUGGAAGAAUCCCAGCACCGGAACUUUGAGGACUCGCUACUGCCUACAGCUGCACCACUGUUGUAGAAAUAGCAGGGAAUUUGAGUGUAAAAGUAGGAUCUAGAAGGGGGCGUCGCCGAGGUCGGAUCCAGGCCACGCCCAGGAGCAUCAAGGGGCAGUCCCGAGAGGGUUCUUGGCUCUGUUGGAAUGGAACCCGUCGGUGCGACGUCUCUUCGAUCCUCGGUCUUCGAUGUUACGCUCGGCAUCGUGGGUCAGGCAGUGUGUUGCUGACUGACCCGGUUAUGCAGUUACCCCGUUGUGGUCCAGUUCACCGUGUAGUUAUCACCUCGGUGGAGAUCCAGUGUACGUUUAUGUAGUUAGCCCUGUUGGGGUGUCGUAAUAAACGUGUUGUCUACAAGAACAAGUGUGUGUCUCCGUAGAACCCACUACACAUGCGUUAUUGUUAUUUGAGCUUGUGCUCCACUGCCACCAACGCAAUAUUACACUUUACUCUCUAAAGGGGCCGUCCAUAAAUGACGUCACGCGAUUUUGGACGAUUUUUGACUCCCCCCCCCCCCCUUCGUCACACGGCGUCACAAAAAGUCAGACCCCCCCCUCAAA
Lethenteron reissneri (Far Eastern brook lamprey) is the source of this 5313-nucleotide messenger RNA. Its product is annotated as serine/threonine-protein phosphatase 6 regulatory ankyrin repeat subunit B-like. Gene Ontology annotation, biological process: calcium ion transmembrane transport. Gene Ontology annotation, cellular component: membrane. The record is from RefSeq and is a predicted model, not a curated record. NCBI's taxonomy places the organism in Eukaryota, Metazoa, Chordata, Hyperoartia, Petromyzontiformes, Petromyzontidae. Gene Ontology annotation, molecular function: calcium channel activity; protein binding.